AAAAAAGGUCCCUUUGAAAUGGAAUAUCAGAUGAAAAGAUUACCAUCUGAAAGAUUAGCAACUCAGAAAAUUCUUUCUGUGAUUGGUGAUUGCCUUGAUAAUUUUGGUCCUGGAUGUGUGAGUGUGCAGAAGAUACUCAAUGCUCGCUGCCCACUGGUGAAAUUUUCUCAUCAACCAACAGGAUUCCAGUGUGAUCUGUCAGUGAGCAACAGCAUUGCUAUAAAAAGUUCAGAACUCUUGUAUAUCUAUGGCUGUCUUGAUUCCCGUGUAAGAGCGCUAGUGUUCACUGUACGAUGUUGGGCCCGUGUUCAUGGACUUACAAAUAGUGUUCCUGGUACCUGGAUUACAAACUUCUCUCUAACCAUGAUGAUCAUGUUUUUUCUGCAAAAGAGAUCACCACCUAUCAUUCCAACACUAGACCAACUUAAAGAACUGGCAGAUGAAACAGACAAGCAUGUAAUUGGAGGAUAUGAUUGCUCAUUUGUUAGUGAUUUAAGCAAGAUUAAACCUACAGAAAAUAGAGAAACACUUGAUGUAUUGUUGGGUGACUUUUUUGAAUAUUUUGGAAACUUUGAUUUCAGAAAGAAUUCCAUAAAUCUUCGAAAGGGAAAGGAAGUAAAUAAACCUGAGUCGUCUCCUCUUUAUAUCUGGAAUCCCUUUGAACAAGACCUUAAUAUCAGCAAGAAUGUUAAUCAGCCACAGCUGGAGAAAUUUGUAGCUAUGGCUAGAGAAAGUGCCUGGAUUUUACAGAAAGAAGAUAAAACUCGGCAAAUGAUCAAUAAAGAACCUUGGGGACUGGCAGCCCUACUGAUACCAUUUGGAAAAAGUAAUCCCAGCAAGAUGAAGAAUAGGAUGAAAGGAAUGGGAAGUGAAACAAUCAGAAGCCUCUUGGAUUCUUUGAAGUUAAAUAAUGCAAACAGUCUACAAAAAGCAGUGGGAAAGUGACUUUCAGCACAGAAACACAGUAGCUGAUACUCUGUUUUAGGAAUUGAAUGUGACACACAGUCCGAAGAACAUUACUUGUAAUAUUUCUAGUAUGGUGAAAUGGAGAGUCAGAUGACCUCUGUUUUCCAUCGUGAUGCUUUUUGUACAGGUCUGCUUGCUUUCUGUACAUUUUUCUCCUCUUUACUCUUCACUUUUCCAUCUGUUUUAUGAAUGAACAGCAUUCAAAUGCAAGUUUUACAGAUACAUUUUGGAAGUAGCCUUCAGUUGGGCACUCUU
Messenger RNA from Fulmarus glacialis (Northern fulmar), 1221 nucleotides. RefSeq names its product mitochondrial poly(A) polymerase (gene MTPAP). Gene Ontology annotation, molecular function: poly(A) RNA polymerase activity. Gene Ontology annotation, cellular component: mitochondrion. NCBI's taxonomy places the organism in Eukaryota, Metazoa, Chordata, Aves, Procellariiformes, Procellariidae. The annotation marks the transcript as partial. The transcript has 5 exons. The record is from RefSeq and is a predicted model, not a curated record.